Molecule: messenger RNA, 1571 nt
Organism: Phragmites australis (common reed)
Lineage: Eukaryota; Viridiplantae; Streptophyta; Magnoliopsida; Poales; Poaceae
Product: serine/arginine-rich splicing factor RS31-like
Exons: 4
Coding region: 659-1234 (191 amino acids)
Biological process (GO): mRNA splicing, via spliceosome
Cellular component (GO): nuclear speck
Molecular function (GO): RNA binding
Source: RefSeq, a predicted model, not a curated record
AGCAGGGAGGUUAGGAGUGCGGCUGCGAGAGAGAGGAGAGAUGACGCCAACUUCGACUACGACACGCGCCAGUACGACCUGGAGCGCCUCUUCUCCAAGUACGGCCCCAUCCGCCGCAUCGACAUGAAGUCCGGUAUCUAAUCUUCCCCCUCUCUCCAUCUCUCAUUACUUGUCCGGUGCUGGAACAGUGGAAUUUAAUAGAUGCGGAAAAUGCUGCUUGUUUCAUCAAUAACCACAAGUGCCCAAUGAAUACUUAUUCUGCUCUUUAUGUAUCAAAAUCUUACAAUGAACUAUCUGGACUCAUGAGCAUUUAUUUCGUCAUCACCAUGAGUGUGUAAUGUGUUACGAGCACACUAUGAACCAUUAUGUCCUAAAAUGCCGUAACUGGACUUGAUCCAGCUUGUGUAUAACUGUACAUAUGCCGGGCGCCUAUCUACUUACUACACUUCAGUGCCUGAUCAUUUAGUGCAUAUGCUGUUAUUGGACGUGUAGCAUGUGUUCUGAAUUCAUUUCGGUUCAUUAUGCAUAUUAUGUACUACUAGUGGCAGUGGGGAGAAGGGAAUACCUAAAAGUCCUUGCUCAGUCACUCCCUUAAUGUACCUAAAAGUACUUUGAAGAUGAGCAUGAUGCGGAGGAUGCAAUAAGGUGGCUCGACAACAUGGCUUUUGGUUAUAACAGACACAGGCUCUCUGUAGAAUGGUCAAGGCAAGUUGAACCAGUGCCAAGGAGCCGUGAUAGGCCUACUGGGGAUGUAAAGCUGACAAGAACUCUCUUUAUUAUCAACUUUGACCCCAUCCGCACUAGAAUUCGAGAUAUUGAGAGGCAUUUUGAACCUUAUGGCAAGAUUACGAAUAUCCGUAUUCGGAGGACUUUUGCAUUUGUACAGUAUGAAACGCAAGAGGAAGCUUCUACCGCUGUCAAGAACACUGAUAAGAGCAUGAUUUUGGACAGGGUAAUGACAGUUGAAUAUGCCUUCCGGGAUGAUGACAAUGAGAGAGGUGGCAGCCCCAAGCGAGGUGCUCCUGAUAGACGUCGUGGCAGCCCCCACAUGUGCUCCCCUAGCCCAAGGUAUCCAAGGGACUACGAUCGACGUGCAUGUAACCCUGUGUAUGAUCGGCGUGAUGGAGCAAUUUACAAUAGGAAAAGUCCUGGUUAUGGUCGUUACGACAGGAGCAGAAGCCCUGUUUACAAUUGUUAUGAUAGGAGAAGAAGCCCUGGUUAUGGUCAAUACUAGCUGAGAAGAAGUUUAUGAAGUUCCAUAUUUUAGUUGGAGAUUGGUCGAUUCUGAAGGAUCCAGUAAGGAAAUAGUUCCAUGGAAGAUGUGGUUGACAACAUCAUCUUGCUGUACCAAGUAUACUCGGAGCUGUCUUAGGCGUUGCAAAAGAGUGAGAGAAUGUAACGUGAUAGGAACGUUACACUGAAUAUCUUACACUGAAAAUGUAAUGGCUCCUAACGAACUUCUACACUGAAUAUCUGUGUUCCCAGUUCUUCUGAAGUGUGUAAACUGUGAACUAGUUUCAGUGAUGAUCUUAUGUCUGCAUUGCAAUCAGAUAUUUUUGUUGAUUCGCUAA